UAUAGUUGACGUAAUUCGUCGUCGGUUAAUGAGUUCACGCGGAGAAAUAUUUUGUUGUGAAGUUUUGUAAGUUGCCUACCGGAUGCGCGCGCGCGACUGUUAUCGUUUCUUGACACAUUUACGAUGUUUCAGUUCACUCUGUUCUGUGAUCAUGGCUGCACUGGACCACACCAGCCAUGUUUGCUAAUUUAAAACCCAAAGGUUAGGCUCUGGUUGUUGUUUUAUUAUUAUUAUUAUUUAUUUAUCGCUCUGUCAUCUUCAGCCACAUAUCCGCUCAGACGGGACACCGGAGUCGUCUGUGGCCACCGGGAUCCAGGGAAGCAAAGAUGGACUCAAAUAAUCACUUUAACUAUGGCACCCACUCCUCAGCAAACUCAGGACUGAAACUCUCCUCAGGGGAUUCUCCUUACACCAACGGGUCCUCUGUGAGCUUUCCUCAGCAGGGGAAGAAUUUAAAUGGCGACAUGAAUGUCAAUGGCGUAUCUACUGUCGGGUCCAGCGGGCCCGCUUCCCACCAACCGUCUGCCCCUUACCUGCACCUGCGCAACCACCAUCAGAACAGCAUGGGCUACGACUACCUGUGGGGCGCGCACCCCCAGUACGGUCAGGGCGUGGGCUCCUCUGAGAUGCACCAGAAGCCGGUCACGUCCGGAAUAGCCCCGCCGCCGCCGCCUCAGUCACACCACCACUUCCAGGCUCACGGACAGUACCAGUUGAACGGAAGUAUCGAAGGCUCCCACCAGCCCUCCGUUGCAGGCGCAGCAAACAUCCCAAUCGCAGGAAAUCAAUACUGGAGCAGGAGUAACCCCGCGCCACAGCAAAUGGGUUACAACUCCCAAGGCAUGUAUGGAAGCUACCAGAAUCAGGCUCAUCCUGGGAUUUCUUUAUCACAGCCUCACCAGCAGCAGCAGCAGCCAUCACAGCAGCACCUGCAUUCCCACCGUCAGCCUCCCCAUCACCACCAGCAACCACCGCACUAUGGGAUGAUGCCUAACGGGAUGCCCUACUACCAACAACACUCGUCGCCGCAGCAGCAGCAGCAGCAGCUUCCUCAGCCGGCUCCCCAGACCUUCACUCCUCCACGUGGCAGCCCGCAGCACCACAGCUUAGGCAGGGGGCGCUCUGGCAGUCCUCUCCCUGUAGGAGUGUCAACUACAUCCAUUAUGUCACCAUCAGCUGUGCAGGACAGCGGGUCGCCCAGGAGCCACAACCGAGAUCGAAGCCCCCUCGCCAGCAACAUGGGGAUGUCCUCUCCAGUGCACGGGCAUGCAGGGGAAGUGGUUAAGGAAGUGGAUGUAGGCUACAAUGGCAGUAAAGGGGCUCCCGGUUAUCAGGCUGAACCUUCUACCGCUCACGUGGCUCCUCAGAGCGACUACAGACACCUUCCAGACCAGCCAGCCAGUCAGCAUCCAGAAAUGGCCUCCCCAGUCAGAGAUCCGGUCAGUAACCCGCGUCCUCACAGCGUGUCGUCUCCGCUCUCCGCGUCAAAAGCCGGAGCGUCCACAUCUCUAACCAAGGUCUCCACGCCGGCGCGAGUCUCUGCAGCCCCUUCCUUCUCCGGACCCAUUCUAUCCGGGCCCCCGACUCUCUCCUCCAGCUAUGAAGAAUCUGCGGCUCCUCAAAUGUCGGCCACUCCCAAUUCCUUCUUUUGUUCAUCUUCAAGAAACUCUUCCAGACUUUCCUCUCCACCUCCCGUAAUUCAAGGCCUCAGGUCUCCCAGCUCUGAUGCGUCUGAGGUGUCAGAGUCCAAGCCCCCCUUCAAAAGGUCGUCCUCGCCCUCGCACCGACCACAAAAAGUUCCUCUAGCUUCACCUGAAAACUUUUCAGAAUCUGCCGCUGGUCCUUCUAGUCCGCCGUCAUCUUCGCCCGAUCCGUUAGUUCGUCAGUGGAAGUUGGAAUCUGCUCUGAAGACUGCUUCACCCUACAGCCCUCCUCAUUCUGCACCCGUUUUGUGUCCGGAGAAGCUGCUGACCCGUGGACCCAAGACUUUCUCAGAAGGUUUUGAAAGCCGACCCGAGAAUCCUCCUUCCCCGCAGGCCACGCCUCCUACUUUAUCUCCACCCCAAUCCACGAAUCCCUUAUCUGCAAGUGUUGCUCCAAGCCUGGAGCCAACAUCACCUGGACCCUCUAUUUCAAUAUCCGCGGUGGUGUCACCGAUCCCUAUAGCUGGCAGUAAACCUAGUGACCCACCAACCGCAUCGCAGUCUCAGAUCAACACUCCUGCAGCCGUUUCCCCUCCAUCCGAGAGGCUCAACUUCACUUCCCUAAUCGCAAAAGAGAGAACCGCGGGCCAACGUCUGUUCACCCUACCUCCUUCAACCACUCAAGCCUCCAGGACUGCAGCCGUGUCCUCUCCUCCUUCCUCUGUGUCCGAACCUCCCGCUGCGACUGUUCUGACUGAAGACAUGCAGAGAUCCGGCUCCAGGGAUCCAGCUGCUGCUCACGUCCUUCCCAAAUCCUCUUCCAGUGAGUCAGACCGUCAAGGAUUCGGCGAGGAAAGCGAAAUAAACGGAAAGCCGGAGGAGCACCUUCCAAAGCCGGGCUCGGACGCUGCGAGGACAUUGCUGGGUGAAAUGUCCGGAGCUGGAACGUCGGGAAUCGCACAGAAGAAGCUCAGUGAAACUCCAGGAGGGUUGAUGAUCGAUCAGCAAACAAUCUUGAAGGAGGGUGACUCUAAGAUUGAACCAACUCCACUCAGAAAGUCUCCUCCACUCAACAGCACAGACGACCAAACUUUCAAGAACCGUUCCCCCGAUUCCUCCCAGUACGAUGGCAACUCAACAACCGCUUCAAACGUGAACGUCAGCUCCCUCAUGGAUCAGACCUCUGUGCUAGUGGAAGACAGUUCUGCUUCAGAGGACUCCUUUGACCACAGCUUUUCCCAGAGAAAGGACGGCUCUCACUUCCACAGCACCUUUUACGACGACGAGGGGGAUAAGUCUGCUCCAUUCGACAGCUCCCGAGACGGGCUCUCUGUGGAAACCUCUCGAGACGAAACCAUGGAGUCCACCAGGAGGGACGAAACCUCAGACGCAGAGGAGACGGGGAGCAAUCUUAUCGGUCAGUCUGCGCUGGAAUCUUCUGCAGCCUCCUGUCAUUAUGAAGAACCUGCCGUUGGGUCGUGGGAUGCGUCCAGAACGGAGCCAUCCGUGUCAUCUCGAGUUCCUGGAGUUGCAUGGGAGUUUACAGAGCAUCAAACUCCAGACUCGGUCGGACACAUGGACAUCCUGACACCCCCCGGUUUGAAUAUGAGAGCGGAGAGCUUCAUGGCCCACAGUACUCCAGCAGAGAGCGCUGCUGUGCAGCCAGUUCCUGAGCUCACUGCAGAAGGCCCCCCGAAAACCCAGAGAAAACCACGCAAACCUCGAACCCCAAAAGCAUCAUGGGUCACAGACGGAGAAGCGCAGAGGAAGCCACGCGUUCGAACCCCAAAAGCGGAAAAGCCGAAGGCUGACGAAGAUGCUAAAGAAGACGGACCCAAAGGAAGGAAGAGGAAGAGGUCCUUAAAGGUCAAUCAGACAGCCGACGUCCCCGGGGGGGCUGGGCCCCUCGCGCAGGAGGUUGAUCCGAUAAUGGCCGCAAUUGACGCCGUCCUGGCUAACGCGUCGUCCAUCAGCGCAGCCCUCGAGAAAGCCAAGAAGAUCAAAAGAGCGAAAAAACAAGAUCAGGAUGGAAGCACGGCGGCAAACAAGCAGGAUGCUAAAACCUCUGCAGACGACGGCGAGGAAAACGAUGACGAUAGCUCCACGGCAGGAGAAUCAAACAAAAGAAGGGUUGCAACUGAGGAGCAGGUCCGCUUUCCUCUAGCUCACGGCUGGAGGAGGGAAAUCCGAGUGAAGAAACUGGAGAACCGCAUGAAGGGGGAGACGUGGUAUUACACUCCAUGCGGCAGGAGGAUGAAGCAGUUUCCUGAAAUCAUAAAGUACCUGAAGAGACACGGCGACAGCGUGGUCACCAGGGAACACUUCAGCUUCAGCCCACGGAUGCCCGUUGGAGACUUUUAUGAAGAGAGAGACAGUUCAGAGGGUGUAAAGUGGGUCCUUUUGGCUAACGAGGAAGUUCCCUCCAUGAUCAUGGCCAUCACCGGUCGACGAGGCCGACCGCCGAACCCCGACAAGGAGAAGCCUCGCAGGGUUAGCGGCGCGAGGGGGGGGCAGGCUCGCCGGCCCGGUAGACCCCCCAAAUUAAAGAUGGUCGAUCUUCUGAGUAAAGUCGAUGCCAAACUGCUGAAGAGACUUGAAGCAAAGGAGGCUCUAACAGAGGAGGAAAAGGAGAAAAUUGCAAAAAUCAAAAAGAAAAUGAAGAGAAAGGCACGCAUGAAGAGACGGCAGGAUGCAAAGAUCAAGAAGAUGAAGGAGGAAAAAAAGAAAGUGAAGCUGGAGGAAGAGGCCAAACUGCUGGAGGGAAAGGCUGAGUCGACAGACCUGUCAGCCCCAGAGGUCACGCUUUCAGAGUCUGCCGCAGAGCCUAAGAAGUCUGGCCGCAGGAGAUCCGUCAAAGUUGACGCCCCUGCGCCUGUGGCUGUGCAGGCAUCCAGCGAAGCCCCGCCCCCAGGUAACCGAGCGCAGAGUGCUCGGAGUAAAGCCAAGGCCCUGGCUAAAGCUCAGGCGGAGGCGGAAGCGGCGGCUCAGGCCGCUCUGGCCGCUAAGAGAGCAGCAGAACGGCGAGCGCAGGCCCAGAGACGCCUGGAGGAGAGGAAGAGGCAGCAGCUGAUUGCAGAUGAGCUGAAGAAGCCCGCCGAGGACAUGUGCCUCACCGACCACAAACUUCUGCCCGAGUUGUCCCGGAUUCCCGGUUUGGUCCUUUCUGGGACGGCUUUCGCACACUGCCUGUCUGUCGUUGAGUUUCUUCACGCCUACGGAAAGCUGAUCGGCAUCGACGUGCCCAAAGACAUCCCGAGCCUCGCUACCCUGCAGGAAGGCCUGCUGGGCCUGGGUGACAGCCAGGGACAGGUCCAGGAUCUGUUGAUAAAGCUGGUGGAUUCAGCCCUGCAUGAUCCCGGUCUGCCGUCUUACUAUCAGUCCGUAAAGAUUCUCGGAGACAAACUGGUGGAGCUGGAGCUGACUCGCAGCACCGUGUCGGAAGCCCUCCGUAUAUUUUUAGAGUCUCACGGUUACGAGACGGAGGUUUGCAACUCGUUGAGGACCAAGCCCUUCCACGCCCUUCCUCCCGACACCAAGGCGUCCAUCCUGGGCUUCCUGGUGGAGGAGCUCAACGGCAGCAACAUUGUGACCAGUGACAUCGACAACACAUUGGAAAACAUGACGACCUACAGGAAGAACAAAUGGAUCAUUGAGGCGAAGCUGCGCAAGCUAAAAUCUGUGCUGGCAAAGCGCACGGGACGCUCCGAGGAGGAGAUCUGCUUUGAGGAGAGGAGGCGCAGCGCAAGAGUGGCUGAAGAAGAGAACCUGAGUCUGGAAGAGGGACUCAUUCUGGAGAGAGGAAACAGGCGCGCCCGAAAAGAAGAACCCAAACCCGUCGAUAGCGAGAGCCCCGCCGUUGCCAGCAUUCCCGAGCUUGAACGACAAAUAGAUAAGCUCACCAAGCGUCAAGCGUUUUUCCGUAAAAAGCUGCUACAGACUUCUCAUUCCAUGCGAGUCAUAAUGCUGGGUCAGGACCGGUACCGCCGCAGAUACUUGGCCCUACCUCACCUGGGAGCGGUUCUGGUGGAGGGCCCUGAAGAGCUGCUCACUUCCGAGGACGUUCUAGUCGCUGAAGUGCCUGUCGCUUUCCUGAAAAAGGAGCUAAAAGUGGAGGAGACUCCCAUGCCUGCUACUCCACCUCCCACUCUCCCAUCUUCUCCGUCCUCGGCUGCCCCCGGCCAGGCGCAGGGCUUCUCCGCAGAGGAGGAUUUCCUUCCCGGAACCGCAUCCCUCAUGAGCACGCAGAGAGGUCGCGGACGCCCGAGAAAAAUCAAGCCCGAAGUCGAGCUUCACCUCCGCACCGCAAAGAUCCGCCGGCAGCGGCGAAGUAGCAUCAGAUCGGUGGGAGGAGACAAGCCGGGUUCGCCCAGCGGGACCACGCAAGACCUCACCCAAGCGGCUUUCCAGAGCUGGCUGAGCCAGUCGCAGGAAGCGGCGACCCACGGCUCCUGUUCGGCAGCAGGGGAGGCUCCGGAGGGAAAUCGGCCCGAAAGAAGCGUGAAGGAGAUGGCAGAGAAACAAGGACAGUGGUUCAACCUGCUGCCCAAACAACCGUGUGAUGAGAACUCUUUGACUGAGGCCCAGAUACCUGCCUCGCCGCCUAAGCUCCUCCCUCAGGUCCAGGAUGUUCUAGCGACCGUUUCUGCUGACCUCAUCAAGCCGGAUCCUCUCAUGCCCGUCCAGACUCCUGUUGUCUGUGCGGACCCGGCGCUGCCACAGGAAAUCAACCCCACUGAUGCUGCUCAAACUGCCCCCACACUGACUCCAUCAACGCCUCCUCAGCUCACGCCGAUUCCCAUCAGCCCGCCAGCACCACCACCACCACCAGCUCCUGUCACUCCCACCCCUCCUGUCAGACCCGCUCGACGGCGGAGACGAGGGAGCAGGGGCAGCAGUCCUGCACGUCGAGGGCCGCGAGGCGCCGCAGCCAAACGCCGCGGCCGCCCGCCAAACUCCGUGUUCCAGGAGCUGGAGCAGCAGUACUUCACCCAGAUGGUGGUCAAGCCAAUUCCUGCCUCUAUGGUGCGCGGUUGGUGGUGGGUGAAGGACCCAGAGGAGCUCUACAGCACCUUACAGUCCCUCCACCCUCGGGGAAUGAGGGAGCGACUCCUCCACAAGCAUCUGGCCAAACACAUGGAGAGCUUAACGGAGAUGUGCACCAAACCCAUUAACGACCCGAUAUUUGAGUCGAAGGUGGAGGAGAAGGACGCUCUGUUGGAGGCUCUGCAGCAGCCGUGGCAGGUGCAGGACAAAACCAUGGAGACGGACGUCAUCGCCCUUCAGUGGGUGGAGGACCUGGAGCAGCGGGUGGUGGCAGCUGAUCUACAAAUGAAGGUACCGCCUCAAAAUGCGGUGAAUGACCCCGAGACAAACGCAGAGACACUAGUGGCUGAAUUUCAGCCUUUCACCAUCCCCGACCCAGACUCGACGCGUGAGGACCUUCAGUACUACGAACACGAUGUGGACCCGCGAGACGACUGGAUCGUAAGAACCAAGAAGGAGUGGUCCGGCCUCCCUCGCAUUGCCACCCACCCGCUGGACCUGGCUGUGCUGCGUCUCGCCAACCUGGAGAGAAACAUCGAGAGGCGCUACCUGAAGCAGCCGCUCUGGAACCCGGCGGAGGUGAUGCGCCUCGCCCCGCUCACCCCCACGCCUGGAGAGGAGCACCUGAUGGACGUCAUCAGCCUUGAAAGUGAGAUCACCUCUCGAAUGCGCACAUGGAGGCAGGCUCUGGACCGCUGCCGCAGCGCUCCGCAGCUCUGCCUGUGUCUGCUUCAGCUGGAGAAGGCCAUCGCCUGGGAGAGAUCCAUCACUAAAGUGACGUGUCAGGUCUGCAGAAAGGGAGACAACGAUGAGUGCCUGCUGCUGUGUGACGGCUGCGAUCGCGGCUGCCACAUGUACUGCCUGAAGCCUAAAAUAACCCAGGUGCCAGAGGGAGACUGGUUCUGUCCAACCUGCACAGCAAAGGAUCAAGGAGAGCCUCAGCAAUCUUCGAAAAAACGCACCAGAGUGAAGAGGAAACGAUACGAGGAGGAGAGCUCUGAAGAGGAGACCGCUCGGCGUAGCGGCGGCAUGUCCACGCGACACAAGGACCCCCCGCCCGCCGCUUUACCCUCCCGUUACUCCGGGGAAGGAGGCAGCGCCAAACGACGCCGCAUGACCACGCGCAACCAACCCGACCUCACCUUCUGCGAGAUCAUUCUGAUGGAGAUGGAGGCUCACGCAGACGCCUGGCCCUUCCUGGAGCCCGUUAACCCUCGCCUGGUGCCAGGUUACCGCCGCAUCAUCAAGAACCCCAUGGACUUCCUCACCAUGAGGGAGCGACUGCUACAGGGAAUGUACUGCAGCUGUGACGAGUUUGCAGCCGACGCACAGCUAGUCUUCAAUAACUGUGAGCUCUUCAACGAGGACACGUCUGAAGUGGGGAUGGCCGGACACUCCAUGAGGCGUUUCUUUGAGAGCCGCUGGGCGGAGUUCUACUCAAACAAAGACAAAUAGGAGGCGGCGGCGGCAGCGGUUUGGCCUGAUGGGGGGGCUGGAGACCGCCGUCCCAGUCCCCUCCACACUCUGCAUCACUGCUGGAGUUUGUUGCAGCCACGUUGUAUUAUCUCCUGUAUAGGUAUAUAUGUAUAGAUUUUUGGCUCUUUGUCUGUUAUCGUCCCCUAUAGAGGCCUAAUAUUUUUCAAAGGUCUGCAGCUGAAGUGGCUUGUACCCAUUUGAGUGAGAACAUUUACCCUCACCUCCUCCUCCUCCUCCUCCUCCUCAUCUCCCGUCUGUGUUCUCCUGUGGGGUCCCGCUGUGAGCGUCUUUUCGCUCACGAUCGCACCGAAGGUCAGACGUUCACUCAUGCAGCUUACAGACCAGACCUGCUCAGCACUCCCAGCAACACGGAUCAAAGCUCAUCAGUCAUUUCUAACCAGUUCAUCAGAAAUGUAACGUGGUCUUACGCAUACAUGUAAUUUUUGGCUCUAUAUUUUUAUUAUAUAUCCUAUAUAUAUAUAUAAAUAAAUAAAUAUAUAUAUACAGAUUACAAUAGCUGGGAUUAUUUAAUAGCAAUAGCUUGUAGUGAAUGUGUACAGAUUACCUCAUAGAGAUGUUUAGACAUUUAUGAAAAGGCCAGUCAAACCUUCAAGGAUUCUGUUGUUGGACCGUCACCAGUAGAUGUUGUAGAACUCCUGCACACGUACACACACCUGCACCGUCACACUCGCCGCCUGCUGCCGUGUGAACGACACUGGUUUCUAAAACUGGAGGAUUUUUCGCGUUGUCAGUCUCUAGCUGUGGGUUUUUUUUCUCCACUCUACAACAUGUGAAAGUGUUCCGUUAGGUCGUAGCGACGGGUCUGUAGUUUGCUGUAAAUACUCCCGUUUGAUUGGACGCUCCGACAUUCUUUGGACUGAAAUGAUGAGCUGGCACGUGUGUGACAUGGAGGGAGGGUGCUAAGAAAAAAAAAAACUUUUAAUCUGAUAAACUAAAUUGACUGAAAUGCUUUUAUUUUUAGGAUUGGCUUUGCAAACUGAAUUUAUGGGCUCCACCUUUUUCCACUCUUACAUUCCUUUUUUUAUUUAAUUUUUUUUCUUUUUUCUGUGUGUGUGCGCGUGCUGUACACGGGCCAACGUACGACAUCGUGCUCUGAAGGCGACGGGACGAUUCCACAGACCGGGUUUUAUUUAAACCGGUUCCUUACACUGAACCCGCUCAGUCCACGGAUAGGAAAUAAACGUUGACGUUCCUUAUCUCGCAAAGGGACAGUAGUGUUCUGCAUUUUUUUCUUUACCAAGAAAAGAAAAAAAAAACAUGAAAACCAAAUGUGGUGUUAAGUGAAUUUUUAAUACUGUACAGUUUUGGUGACUUUAAAUUUGUUCCUUUAUAUUUUUAGGACCAAUUCAUCAUUUUUAAGAAGGAGUGUUCUAAGACUCUGUUGUAUUGAGGUGAUGUAACACGUGUGCAUCUGUAGAAUGUACUGUGAGUUGAAUAAAAACACAUCUUAUAGAA
This is a messenger RNA of Oryzias melastigma (Indian medaka), 9638 nucleotides long. RefSeq names its product bromodomain adjacent to zinc finger domain, 2A (gene baz2a). The transcript is spliced from 30 exons. The record is from RefSeq and is a predicted model, not a curated record. The coding region runs from base 327 to 8141 and encodes 2604 amino acids. Gene Ontology annotation, molecular function: DNA binding; protein binding. Lineage: Eukaryota; Metazoa; Chordata; Actinopteri; Beloniformes; Adrianichthyidae. Gene Ontology annotation, cellular component: rDNA heterochromatin.